Molecule: messenger RNA, 1896 nt
Organism: Ruditapes philippinarum (Manila clam)
Lineage: Eukaryota; Metazoa; Mollusca; Bivalvia; Venerida; Veneridae
Product: growth hormone secretagogue receptor type 1-like
Exons: 2
Coding region: 332-1456 (374 amino acids)
Biological process (GO): G protein-coupled receptor signaling pathway
Cellular component (GO): membrane
Molecular function (GO): G protein-coupled receptor activity
Source: RefSeq, a predicted model, not a curated record
GUUAACACCAGAAACAACAUUAAAACUUUGUUAAGAUCAACAGUGUGUUUAUAAAUCUUUACUCAUAUCGCAUAAAUAAAUUUAUCUUAAAAAUAGGUAUUUAAGAAAGAGUUACAUACUAGGAUAUUUUUGUAGCAAGUUUUCUCAGACGUGGAAUGAAGUAAAAGAGAGGUUUUACCAUAUACCUGAACAGAACAGACUUUUGUUUGCACAAAUCGUCUGAAAUAUAAUCCUUCCCGCUAAGAACAAAAUGGAAUAUCUGUUGGAGUUGUGAAAUGAUUGUUUUGACAACUCUUCAAUGUCUUAUAAUAGAUUGUCAAUAGAAUGAAGGAUGUAUAUUCGUCCAUAUGAAGAGUAUUUUAUGGGGUUUGAUAAUUAUGUGGUACAUAGAUACAUUCUGUUAAUAGUACCACCGAUUUUGCUGAUCAUUGGAAGUGUUGGUAACAUUCUUUCAUUUUGCAUAUUGUUUAAGAAUACAAACAAAGCAUCCACUUAUACAUUUCUUAGUGCGUUGGCAUUGGCGGAUUUAUUAGUUCUGUAUGUCGGAUUAUUAAGAAUUUGGAUAGGACAAUUCAUGACAGACAUAUUAGAUACAAACAAUAUAGUCUGUAAAGCUGGAAUAUUCUUAGGCUAUGUGUGCAGUGAUAUUUCUGUGUGGCUUAUUGUAGCAGUUACUGUGGAAAGAUUUAUAGUUGUUAUGUUUCCAAUGAAAGCCCCAAGACUGUGCAAUACAAGGAAUGCCCGAAUAACGAUUAUUUUUAUUAUAUUUGUUUUCAUAGCUGUAAAUACCCAUUUCAUUUGGACCGUAGAGUUACACAAUUAUUAUUUUGAUACAAUUGUGAUCUCAAAAUGUGAAGCUAAAAUGGUCUACACUAACUUAGUUGAAGUGUUAUGGCCAUGGGUCGAUGCAGGAAUUUAUUCGUUUGUGCCUUUUCUUGUGAUUAUGAUUCUAAAUAGUUUUAUAAUUAUCAACAUAAUUUCUGCUCAGCAAACACGUUUUGUAUUGCGACAACAGACGUCUUUGCAGGCAGGAAAACAUGUACAAAAUCAAAACAGAAAGCAAGCAGAGUCAAGUAAAAGAAUAACAGUUAUGCUAUUACUUGUUUCAUUUACAUUUUUAAUAACGACUUUACCGAUGAAUUUAGUUCUGAUUUUUACAUCAUUUUCGAAUGAACGGGACAAUGAUGACGAUAAAGUAUUUGCAAAAUGGAAAUUAGUUAGUUCUUGCACAGAAAUGUUAAUGUACGUUAAUCAUUGUAUCAACUUCUUCCUAUAUUGCAUAACAGGCAAAAAGUUCAGGGACCAGUUUAAAAGACUUAUUUUAAGGUCGUGUAUGUCAACAUUCUCUGAAAUUGUAAGAGGGAGUUCGCAGAGAUUUUCUUCAACAAGUUUUAAAACAACAAAGACUGUUUUUGUUGAUAAGGAAAUUAUGAACGGAAAUGGUGAUCGAGUGUAGAAGAAAUACGGCGCAUUGUAUUUAUUGUCAUAAACAAAUUUUUGAAAAUAUGUAUCAUAUCCUCUGUCUUGUUUAAUUUAUUUAUUUGAUAAUUUUAUAUACCACACGUAUUUUGUUCACCAAUUAUAACAUUGUCUUAAACCCUGGCUUAGAUGAUGUAUCUCUGUUAUGGAUGGCAUCAAUAUAUUUUACGACGUUUUGGUAAAUAAGUAUUAGCCUGUCAAUAAUAUUUCCAGUACUUAAUGCCUCGGAAUUUACUUAUUUGCAUUGACGUUUUGUUCAGCUCUUUCUUUACUUUAAGCCAAUACCAUGAUUCCCAUGACAUUUCCUUCCAAGAAUAAGAACUCCUCUUACUCGCAUGUUACGUCAAUAAAUAAGUUAGUUUCUCAUUCCCUGAGCGUGGUUCUUGUACAGGCAGACCUGAUCAUUCAGACGAAUAA